This is a messenger RNA of Eutrema salsugineum, 908 nucleotides long. RefSeq lists its product as uncharacterized. Lineage: Eukaryota; Viridiplantae; Streptophyta; Magnoliopsida; Brassicales; Brassicaceae. The transcript is spliced from 2 exons. The coding region runs from base 176 to 547 and encodes 123 amino acids. The record is from RefSeq and is a predicted model, not a curated record.
AAACCAAGCCUUAAUGAAAAAUCUAUCUCUCUCCCUUUAGUUUUCUCUCUGUGUUCUUUCUUGUAUAUAAAGACCUAAGCUUGAAGCAAUCCAACCACCAGUUAGUCUUUGUGAUUGAAGUACGAAAAGUCUUUGAGAUCACAAGAAACCCUCCUCCUCGUCCGCACGUUUCGAGAUGAGUCGAAGAAGUCCAAAGCUUGAGCUGAAGCUGAAUCUUUCGCCGCCUACGUCAAGCCAGAGGAGGAUGGUUCGAUCUCCAAGCCGCUCUGCAACGACGUCGCCGAUCUCACCGCCAAGCUCGUGCGUCUCUUCGGAGAUGAACCAGGACGAGCCAUCUGUGAGAUACUCGACAAGUCCAGAGACAACCUCGAUGGUUCUUGUCGGAUGUCCUCGUUGUCUCAUGUACGUUAUGCUCUCAGAAGACGACCCUAAAUGCCCUAAAUGCAAAAGCACCGUUCUUCUUGAUUUCCUCCAUGAAAACGCCUCAAACGCCAACGCAAACGCCCCAGCCGCUGCUUCCACUGGUCGCAAGACUCGUAGGAACUGAAGGACCAGUAAAACAAAAAAAAAAUCCGAAAAUCCUCUCUCUCUCUCUUUUUUAUGUCAAGUUUUCUAUUUAUUUAUUUUUCCCUUUUUCUGCGAAUGUAGCUGUUGGUUAUGAGAGUAGUGCUAAUCACGCUCCACUUUUAAAAACCCGGAGAAGAAAUGUAGGAGAUGAAAUUAGGGUUUCCCUACUCAUAAAUUUUCAACUUUAUAAAGGGUGGAGCGCGAAUAGCACUAACUUUUCUUUUUCUUUUUAUUUUCUUUUCUUCCUAAUUAGCAUUUUUCUACCAUUUGGGUCCUCUAAUGGAAGAAGAAUUUAUAAAUAUAUGUAUGUGAAAACAUGUGUCAUUGUCUUCGUGUUUUUA